Molecule: messenger RNA, 361 nt
Organism: Colletotrichum phormii
Lineage: Eukaryota; Fungi; Ascomycota; Sordariomycetes; Glomerellales; Glomerellaceae
Exons: 1
Coding region: 56-289 (77 amino acids)
Source: RefSeq, a predicted model, not a curated record
CAUCUCUCGGCGGCAGGCAUCUCACCACCUCCAUAUCGUUGGCUGAAGGCAGGUGAUGUUCCGCCGAUGGCCUUCAUGGUCUUUCCCUGAGAAAGUCUCACCAAGCUACUGCAGAGUAGAACAAAACGGGUGCUGCUACUGGUGCUGCUCCCAAAGAAAAGCCAAACGUCUCUUGCCCGACCUGACAGAGCUAGCUCUUAGCCUCUUAGCGCUCGCCGUAGACGCCAUCCCCAAAUGUGAUUCGUCAAUUGGCAUCUUUCUGGAACCUUGUCAUCUGGAUCAAUCCUAGCUUUUCCCUCUCUCUCACAGCUCACUUCUCUCACUCUCCACACUUUGCUCCACCCCAGCGGCCGGCUCUCAC